AUGGACACAUAUGUUAACAAUAAAAAGGUACCAAAAAGUGUCACAACACCAAAGGAACAAAUCUCGAAUUUCAGUAAUAUGAACCAGUCUGAGACAAGUACAGCGAGCUCAGCCGCCAUGAAACCGUCCAAUGUUCUGUAUAGGGGUAAUCAACAUAGUGAUGAUAUUGAUUUAAAUUCUGACGAGGGAAAUGGAGCUCUAGGUAUGAAAGCCAUUUCUGUACAACAGGCGUUGACGAUGUAUAAGAACCAAACACAUAAUCAUUAUUUGAUCUUUGAUCUGUCAUGCAAUGAGAUGAAAUUCCCCAAUAUAUCAUCAAAUUUUAAACCAAUAAGUGAACGUAUUGCACAUAGUUCGUUGUUGGAAGCUGAGAAUGUGGAUUCAGUUCAUUUGACCUUCCCUAGUACGUUAUUGAGAAGACAAACUUUUGAUUUCGAGAGAUUGUUAGAAACGAUAUUCUCAAUGGAUAAGAAAUUGGAAAUAUUGAAAUUAAUUGAAGAAUGUAACGUUUUCAUCUUUUUCGAUGAUAUUAGCACAAUGUCAAGUUGUUCAAAGGCCACGUAUACGAUUAUUUUAAAGUUCAAGACAUUUUUGGAACAGACAUUUGGGGAAACACCGAAAAGAUUAUACCUAUUAUCUGAACAACAUCCAUCACUGAAUAAAAAAUCCAAUCAUUUGAAAAGAGACGCUCCCAAUAAUAAGUUUAAUAUCUCCGGAUUCAAUUCCAUGGCAGUACUGCGAAAUCCAAGGGCGAAUACAAAGAAUCUGGGUUUACAGAUUAAGAUACCAACGACAAAUACAAGAACGUUUGCUCAAUCGUUAAAGAAAGAUAGUGUUAAUUAUUCACCCAAUUCUUUGAAAAAAUAUUUCUCCUUCACCAUUCCAAAAUCAUUAGAUUCUCAUGAUAAUUCAUUACCAAGCUGGUUGAAAAGAUUUAGCGAAAAGGGUAAAGACCAAUUUAUCUUGGAGAAAUUAUCUAAAAAUUUUAAUCUCCUGGAAGAACUAGAAGUUAAUAGACUCUCCAGUGGUUUAGAUCACAAGAAACCGGAUAUUAAUAAUAAAACUCAAGACACUGGGGAAUCACAAUUUCCCACUCAUAAUCAGAUUACAAUUCCAUCUGAUGUUCAAGCAUCUUCUUCAUAUCAUAAAAUAUAUUCAUUAUCGCAUCUUCAAAAACAAUUUAAAAAGCAAAAGAGAAAACUUUCUCAACCAGUUAUUCAAAAAGAUUCAUCCCAAAUUUCCAUUGAUGAUCUGAAAAAUAUUGUUAGUAAAAACAAUAACAUUAAGACUAAAGAAGCAUUGGAUCACCCACCUACAUUAACACCUCUAAUAAUUACUACCGGUGAUGAAAAUCAAAGUAACCCACACAUGUUAUCGCCAUCACAAUCCACUUCAUCAUCAACAUCGUUGGUAUGUCCAUUCGGAGAGUCAUAUAAUAAUAGCAGUGAAAUUUUGCUAACACCAUUAGAUAAUUAUGAAUUAUCUCAGGGAAUUCAAUCUUUCGCUAAAAAUAGAUAUUCAAAUAUACUUCCAUAUGAACAUACCAGAGUGAAAUUAGAACCUUCUCCUGUAAACACUAUAAACGAUAGUCAAACAAGUUUGAGUACUUUAAGUUGGAAAGAGUCUAAUGAUAAUGAUUCCUCUGUCUCUAUCCAAAAACCAAAUGCCAUACAUAAGGACAAGAACAUUUUAUUAAACUCAUUAAAUAACUCGCCAAAUGAUACAGAAAGGACGUUUACGUCUAAUAAUGAUUGGAUGUCAGAUGCUAACCUGGCACGAAAGAGAAGAAAUUCAUAUUUUGGUAAAGACUCGCCUGUUGAUCCCUUUUCAUCGUUAACAUCAUCUAAUUUUGUUACGUCUGAUUUUUCUACAUCUCUAUUACUUUCACCUAGAUCCAGCUCGAAUAGUGAAAAAUCUCAUUCCAAUCAUGAGAGUAAUACUAAAAAUCCAUUGCAAUUUGAUGACUAUUUUAAUGCAAAUUAUUUAAAAUUACCUCAAAUUAAUCCAGAUUAUGAAUAUGUUGCCACUCAAGCUCCCUUACCAUCAACGAUGGAUGAUUUUUGGAAAGUAGUAAUAAGUAAUUGUAUUAAAGUGAUUGUGUCGUUAAAUUCUGACGAUGAACUGGCUUUAAAGAAAUGGGAUGUUUAUUGGAACAGUAAUUCAUGUCAAAACUAUAAGAUCAAGGUAGUUGAAACGUUUACUAAUUUCUUCAACUUAGAUGGGCUAAUCUUGAGAGUCUUUGAAGUGACAAAGUGUAAAGGUCACGAAAAGAUAUCAUCAAUGGUUUUCCAAUUGCAGUAUACAAAAUGGAUCGAUUCAUGUAGUAUAUGCAUGCCUGAUCUUUUGAAAUUAUUAAAGAUAAAGGAUAUACUAUUAGUUGAAGAUCCGAAAGACUUCAUUGAAGAAUGGAAAAAGAAUAAAGUUGAUGAAGAUAUUUUGAACAGAAUAAAGGGUAACAGCAAGAAAGUUACGAAGUAUGACACACCCUUGUUAGUUCAUUGUUCAGCAGGAUGUGGUAGGACAGGGGUUUUUAUUACUUUGGAUUUCUUAAUUAAUGUACUGACUGUAUCUAAGAAUGCCUCCAAUAGAAUUGAUGUCUGGAACAUGAAACAAGAUUUGAUAUUCAUCAUUGUCAAUGAGUUGAGAAAGCAAAGAUUAUCUAUGGUACAGAACUUGACACAAUACAUUACCUGCUAUGAAUCAAUACUUGAAUAUUUUGCAUUGUUAAAAGAUAACGAAAAUUGA
Messenger RNA from Naumovozyma castellii, 2745 nucleotides. RefSeq names its product tyrosine protein phosphatase PTP2 (gene PTP2). Bases 1 to 2745 code for a protein of 914 amino acids. The record is from RefSeq and is a predicted model, not a curated record. NCBI's taxonomy places the organism in Eukaryota, Fungi, Ascomycota, Saccharomycetes, Saccharomycetales, Saccharomycetaceae. The transcript has a single exon.